CAGACACGUUGAGAAACAGACACUUCCUGCUAUACGGUUCAUUUGGAUUUUCGCAGGCUAAAAUUUGAGGGAGAGUGAAAAAAAAAAUCUGGGAUAGAUGCACACUCACCCAAGCCCAGAUGAGCUUCUUCUGCCCCGGUGAGCCAGUAUGGAGGUUCCGUGUGCUAAAGACUUCCAUUGGCAGGCAUUGGCACCUCUCCCCAGCCCCCGUGUCUAUUGCUCCUUGGCAGAAACUGGUGGGCAAAUCUAUGCCAUUGGGGGCUGUGAUGAUUCUGGAAACCCAAUGGACUCGUUUGAGGUGUACUCCCCAGAAACCAACCAGUGGCGCAGCUUGGCAUCAAUACCCUCAGCCAGAGCAGGUGUGGCAGUGGUAGCACUGGGAAAGAGGAUCCUAGUUGUUGGUGGUGUAGGGGAGAACCAGAUGCCACUGAAGGUGGUGGACGUGUACAACAUUGAUGAGGGGAAGUGGAAGAAGAAGAGCUCCCUGCGUGAGCCAGCAAUGGGGAUGUCAAUAACAGCAAGAGACUGCAGGGUGUACACAGCAGGAGGGAUGGGCUCAGAUUUGAGACCACAUUCGUUUAUGCAGCAGUAUGAUAUGCUGAAGGACAUCUGGGUUCACUUUGCCCCAAUGCCAACCCCCCGUUAUGGUGCCACCUCCUUUCUGCGAGGAAGCAAGAUCUACGUACUGGGUGGUAGACAGUCCAAAUAUGCAGUGAACGCAUUUGAAGUCUUUGACAUUGAGACUCGUUCCUGGACCAAGUUUCCAAGUGUGCCUAACAAAAGGGCAUACUCUAGAUAUGUGAUGAGUGAGGGAUCCAUCUACAACCUGGGAGGACUACGGCAAGGGGGCACCUACCGACGACCAAAAUUUACCAAAACAGUUGAUAUAUUUGACAUGGAGCAUGGGGGCUGGAUGAAGACUGAGCGUUCCUGUUUUCUACGGAAGAGAAGAGCUGACUUUGUUGCAGGCUUAAUAAAUGGGAGAGUGGUGGUAGCAGGAGGUCUUGGUAACCAGCCCUCUGUCCUGGACACUGCAGAAAUGUUCCACCCUGUGAAGAACCGCUGGGAAAGCAUCAGUUCCAUGCCCACGCCACGCUGUGCUUGUGCCACUAUUGUCCUGAAAAACAGACUUUAUGCUAUUGGAGGAGUAAACCAGGGGCCUAGCUCUGCUGUGGAGAUGCUGAGCUUAGCCGACGAGACAUAACUAAUUGCUAUGGGGUAUAUCUGUGGUAUGUAUGGGCAGUGUGUGUAUACUGGGCAUAACAGCUGUGUCUGUAUACAGGAUAUCAAAGCAGUAUUUAUACAGGGCAUUAGAGCAGAAUGCAUUUGGGUAUCAGAUAUGUGUGUAUAUACAAUCAUGAUAUCAAAGCUGUGAGUAUAUAGGGAACCUUAACAGUGUGAAUGUGUGUACAGUGUAUCAGAUCAAUUUGUGCAGCAGUGUAUGUAUACUAGGGCUGCUCAAACUACAACCGUGGCCAAAAUCUCGCUCUAGGUGGGUUUUUGUGCAACCCGUGGCACCACUGAGCACAAAAUGUCAUUUGUUAUAGAAAAGAGCAGUUCCACACUUUAGGUAAGUAAGCACGUGUAUUUGUAACAAAUAUUGUACAUUUCAGCCAUUUACACAGUUGUGUUAAAUGAAGAAACAAAUUCCUAUAUAACAUUUAACUAAAGUUCGUUUUAUUUUUUAAUGCAUUAUCUUUAAUGUGUGAAUGAUACUCAGCUAAUUCUGACAUUAGUGACUGGCCACACACAUAGAAAAAAGUAUGGACACUCUUGAUGUAUACAGAGGCACCAGAUAAGUGUAUAUCUUCAAAAUUCAUAUUGUGUACUGGGGACCAAAUUAUAGUGUAUGUGCGUACAUGCGUGCAUGUGUGUGUCUGGUUACAGAUCAUUGGAGAGGUGUGUCUGUAAAUAAUAUGUCAUCAGGAUAGGGUUGCACUGUAUGUUUUAUAUGUAUAUUUUUGUAUGUAUACUGACUAUAAGAAAAGCAUAUCAGCAAUAUAUCUGUGUAUAAGACAUGAAAGGAGUGAGUUUGUUUGUAUGUUUUCUCACAAACAAUAACAUAUGCUUGGAAUGGAAUUGGACUGAAUCAAAAGUAAUGUACAUCAAUGUGCACUAAGUUAGUAUUUAGGAAGGGUUAAAUAUUAGAUCUUACAGUGAUAAAUUACAAAUGAGACGAUUCCUGCCAGUAUGCCUGAUCCCUAUUUUUAAUUUGAAAUAAAAAUAUGUGAGUUAUGAA
This is a messenger RNA of Bombina bombina (fire-bellied toad), 2239 nucleotides long. RefSeq names its product kelch domain containing 8A (gene KLHDC8A). The coding region runs from base 149 to 1204 and encodes 351 amino acids. The transcript has 6 exons. Lineage: Eukaryota; Metazoa; Chordata; Amphibia; Anura; Bombinatoridae. Gene Ontology annotation, molecular function: protein binding. The record is from RefSeq and is a predicted model, not a curated record.